This is a messenger RNA of Pocillopora verrucosa, 4732 nucleotides long. RefSeq lists its product as uncharacterized. NCBI's taxonomy places the organism in Eukaryota, Metazoa, Cnidaria, Anthozoa, Scleractinia, Pocilloporidae. The record is from RefSeq and is a predicted model, not a curated record.
AGGAAUCAAAGUCGAUUUGGUGCGCAGAUUUGUUUGCUUUAAAGUUUACAGAGAUGAAGCUUAGUCAGUUAAUUGCGGGCUGUGUUGUCCUAUUUUUACUCUGGGAAUCAGGCACAGCUGCAAGGGAAAUUCAUAUUUCACCGUCUGGGAACGAUUCGUCAGACUGCACCAGUAUCGAACCAUGCAAAACACUGGAUCAUGGCCUCUCCAUCGCUUUAAAGUCCAACUCGGCACAGUUAAUGCUGAUUGAAGGAAAUUAUUCACUUAAUGAGCCCUACAGUUUUGUAAAUAUGAAUACGUUUGGUCUUCAUGGAACCGGUGACGUGAAAAUAACGUGUGGCAAUGCAAAUGUCAGUCUAUCGUUCUUAUUAAGCAAUAAUAUCAGUAUCGAGCGCGUCACGCUACAGAAAUGUGGUGGAUGGCAUACGAGCACAUAUACUCUACACAAAUAUUUUCCCAAACUUCAAGGAGCCCUCUUCAAGACUGCUUUGUAUUUUCGAUAUUGUAGAAAUCUUCGAGUCUCUGAUGUGGAAAUCUCACACUCUCCAGGACUAGGCGCAAAUUUGUACGAUGUUGGAGGAGUCGUCAACGUUACCAACAGUGUGUUCGCUAAUAACUCGGGCUUAUAUGAUCACGCUAUUGGCAUAAAAAGUGAGUUGGUUUAUUCAGGGGGCGGUAUUUUCUUAAUGCUGAACCCGUACAUCAAUAAUACUUUGAACGUCUCUUCAGAGGAACACGAUACUUAUCAACACAACAAUCAGUAUCUGUUUUCAAAUUGUCACUUUCUCAGAAACGUAGCGCAGUGGUUCGGCGAAGAAAAUCAAGAACUUUAUACACCGGCUCGUCCAUUUACUUUAGGAGGAGGAUUAGCAGUGUUCUUUGAGUCAAAUGCCAGCAGCUGCAGCGUAAAAAUCCAAGGAUGUACAUUCAGGAAUAAUAAUGCCUCAUGGGGAGGUGGACUUCAAGUCGAAUUUACAAAUUUCUCAGAAAACAAUAGAUUGUUGAUCGAGAGCACUAUUUUUAGCGAUAAUUUCGCAGCUUCCUCUGGUGGAGGUGCUCGUAUCGGAAACCAAGCACGUAAAUCAGGUGUUCCACUUACCCCGAAUCGUUUUUAUUUUAUUAACUGCUCGUUCAUAAGAAACAGUGCUUUUUGGGGUGGCGGUGCAUCAAUUUUCGGGACCACUAUUGUUAGUGCCACUAAGAACACCGUGGGAAGGAAUGCUAAUAUUCAGUUCCACUUCAGUGAUUGUCAAUGGCAAUGCAAUAAUGGAAGUGUGGGAGCCGCCAUGGCAAUCUAUCUUUACAAUAACAAUGAAGAUCAACUUGGACCGGAGGUUCCAUUUCAUGUCCAAUUUGAUAACGGAACGUUGUUUGAAUCUAAUGGAGUUCAUGUCCAUAAUCAGACCAUCACCGUCGGACAAGGAUCCCUGUACAGUUCGCAAGUACCACUCAUCUUUAAAAACUUUACAAAGUUCUCGGCCAACCAAAAGUCUGCAUUACUAAUAGAAGGAUCUUUCAUUGACGUUCACGAUCAAUUGGAGUUUAUCAACAACACUGGUUUUAGAGGGGGUGCCAUAGCCAUGUAUGGAAGGUCAAGAAUUAUUUUCUAUCCAAAGGCCAAUGUAAACUUUGAAGGAAACACUUGUGAUGAUAAGGGUGGUGCACUUUACAUCCAAACCCCAGGACCUCCGCUGGUAAGCUUCCACCAAACUGGUACCAACAUUUUCACUUGUUUCUUUGGAUAUAUGAAUGAGGAAUCUGACGUGGACUAUGAGAAAUGGGAUAUAAAUGUCACCUUCAAGGAAAACAAGUGCAGUGUUCGCUAUUCUAGCCAAUGCAAAGGGAAAUCCGUCUACGCCGCAACGCUAAAAACCUGCUAUCAAGUGGGCGAAAAUCGUACAAAUAACAGCGUGCUAAAAUGGAAGUUUGUAAAAUUUGAUACCAAGGUAUCAUCAGAGGUUUCAACGGAUCCUGUAGAAUUAAAGUUUAAUAAAAGCAACUGGAAUGUCGCCCCAGGUGAAUGGUUCGAUGCAGAUGUCAAACUAUUAGACGAGCUUAAUAAUACUGUCCAAGGAAUUAUUCUUGUUACUAUCAGUAAUGUUUCCCACGGAAAAGUUACUAUUUACAAUCAGCCUUCCUGUUCGUUUCUAACAGAUUAUGAAGGAAAAAUCAGACGUAUUUACCUAAAUGGACACGAAGGAAGUAGGUUCUCACUGCAUCUAAACUGUGUCGGAAGUCAGCUUCUGCGUUAUGUGAUAAACAAUGUCACGUUACGAAACUGCUAUGACGGAUUCGUGUUUUCGAAUACAACGUGUCUAUGUAACUGUAUUAAACGAUCAGGAAAGGGUGACAGAGGUAUUUCGAGAUGUGCAAACGGGACGACCGUUUUUAUUAAGCGAGGAUUCUGGGCUGGAUUCGCUGAUAAAAACAACAGAACUAAAUUUUCAACCUUUAUCUGUCCUGAAGGCUAUUGUAAUAAAACGUUAGUUUGGAAUCCCAAUGCAACUGACUAUAAGUACGUGAAUAACAACGUGUGUACGAAAGGAAGAGAUCAAAGCAGUGUACUCUGUGGAGAGUGCGAUAAAAAUUCCGGUGUUGGCAUUGGAAAUGAACAGUGUUUAGAUAAUUGCUCUAAUUGGUACUUGUUUCUCAUAAUUCCGUAUGGUUUGGGCUUCCUCCUUGUCGUUGCCAUCAUCAUGCUCAUCGAUCUCGAUGUUUUCACGGGAUAUUUCAAUGCCUGGCUUUACUCUUACCAAGUCAUGAAUCUUUUGGUGCCAGAUGACGUCCAAUUCCACCCUGUUAGCCAAUUUUUGAUUAAUCUUAGCAACAUUCGCAUCCAGGUCCCAAACCACAGCUUUUGCUUUGCUGCUAGUAUCGACGAUUUAGACAAGCUAAUGAUAAUGUACGCCAUUCCAGUGUACGUGAUACUGGUUGUGAUAAUAUUAGCGAAGCUGAUCGGUGCAUACCCCCAAUGGUGUUUCAGCAGACGGGUCAGAGCCCCUUUCCGUGGUAUCUGCACCAUCUUUGUACUUUGUUAUACAGAUAUCACCAGUAUUUCCCUCAAGAUCCUUCGCUAUGCUAACAUUGGAUCAAAAACUGUGGUUUACGCCAAGGGUAGCCUCGAUUACUUCAGAGACAAACAUCUCGGUUAUGGAAUAGUUGCCAUACUGUUCAUAUUGCUAUUUGUUAUACCAUUCCCGAUGAUUCUUUUAUUUCGCAAAGGCCUGACUAAAGGUCUUCGUCCUGUCUUGAAUAUCAACCGCUGGAAUCCGUUUUUCGAUGCUCUUCAGAACUGUUUCAAAGAUCAGUACCGUUGGUGUGCCGCAUUCUACUUCAUUUGCCGUCUUGUUAUUCUGGUUAUCUACACGAUGAUGACUCCGGGUCCAGCCAAAAGGCUUCUAUUGGAAGGUGUCUGCAUUUUGAUUGUUCUAAUCUUUGCAUUCCUCAAGCCCUACAAGGACGCCUCUGACGUGGAGGAGGAAGAAGAAAAUUAUGAGUGGAUGAACAGAUCCGAUGUUGUUCUGCUUACUACUCUUGUGUUUAUUGCUGUGAUCAGUUCCCCUCUUGAUUACAGUGGUUCUACUACCAAAAAGGAGAUAGAAGUCCUCACGACAUUGCUCAACAUUCUGUCAUUUGUUCCAGUUGUAGUCUUGCUAGUAGUAGGUACUACUUUUGCUUGGAAACACCUAUGCCACGGUGAACCUGAAGUCGAAUUACCACCGAUGACCUCCACAGACAGUAGGGAAGCAACCCCAGUGCACACACCUGAAUCAUCUCUGACCCAACGUGGCAGCGGAGUCAGCCGAAACACGAGCACGGAACACAGCAGUCUGCUCGACAGGAGGGCCCAUAAACCUUUGGCUCGAUAUGGCAGCCGAAACAGCCGCAGCAGUUAUCAAACUGCGGAAGAAUGAACAAACAUGGUAUAAACUGACAUGUUCACCAAACUGAAGAUGGACCAAUGUACGGUGAAUUACUAUAAAUUGAACAUUUUAACUCCUCGUUUCCCAUUCAAAUUAGUUCUUAUUGCAUCAGCUUAACAUCUAAAGCUUUCAGAGAAGAUUAUUUGGCAAUUACGCCAAGAUAUUUGUUUUAAAAAAAUUGAUGUCAAGUCUGAGCAAUCAGCUUUUUUAUAACAAUUCAAGACAUUUAUUUGGCUUGAUUUCUAAUCGUUAACCCGUGCUUAGUCUUUUGUUAGAAGAGAAAGCAGCAAAGCAUUCGCGUGCCAGCCUUAAGCUAGCCCGUUUUUCCGCACCGACUAAGAGCCUGAAAUACGCAGUCUCUCAAUAACAGUAGGCUCACACCACAUCGCAGAAAAGUCACGCGAAUGAAAAAUCAAGAGAAGAAUUUUUAAAGGGCUGUAGUUUAAAAAAAUAGUAGCGCUGCAAUGUUGUUGAUGUUCAUAAAUUGACCAAAUGUUUGUUUGGCUUUUUUUGUUAAUUGUAAAGUUUUCCAUAAAUUGACUUACGUAAAUAUUGUCAUUGACAAUGAAAAGGAUGUCAAGAUUAACAAGAUUUUCCGCCUCCUAGAAAACCGCUAAAUCGCAUUAGUAUCCAACUGCACAUACUAGAGUACAAAUAACGCGUGAAUCGAGUUCAAAUAUCACGCGAUAUUUAGAAAGUUGGUUAUUUUGUACUGUGGAAAAACCUGUUUGACUAGUCGGCUGGGCGUGCCUCGCCUCUCUGUCUGCUUCGCUUCUUCCAACUUAUAAGAAAUGCAUAUGAAGUAAAGC